AUUCGCAUCGCGACGCCCUUCGUUCCCACGAUCCGCACCCGAAAGGUGGAUCGAGGGCCACGAGCAACGGUACCAAUCGAACUCGAUUCGUGUGCGAUAAACCCUGUGCCCAGGAACUCCCUCGCAUCGCGUUUUAUUCUUCAAGUGCGUGACAACAUUUAAAAUAAAUAAAUAAAUUGUAAUACGUUAAACCGUUCACGUGUAACUUAGUGUGAAAAGAGUUUGAAAGAAACAAUUUCUAUUCCUUUUUUUAAAUCGAUAAAGUGAAUUGCAAUAAACGAAUACUUUAAUCUCGAUGGAAAUUACGGAGUUCGUCGAUGAAUUCUGAGACCACUCGAGGUUUCUUAUUUACUCUGUUCGUGUUGAUAGUGUGUUGAUUGUGAGUGCCGAAAGAGAAAGAGAAAAGGAUAACGUGUUCGCCAGGCCACGUUGAUUUUCGCCCACGUUUGCGUCGAUCGCUCGAAACACAAACGGACCGUUAGUUUUUCGUAAUCACGUGAAUCUUCAUACGGUGUCUCUUCAAUUCGCUUCGAUCGGCCGUGGGGCGCUGUCGAAAUUGAAAAUUAUGCAAACAUAAUUUUCAUCGUGGCGCCCGUUUGCGUCAGCGCUGCGCGCCAGUGGUACACGUCCUGUCUGUCUUGUUUUACAAAGUUCACUGCCAUUGGAACGGUGCAGCGGGAUAAUUCAAGUAAAUUUUGUCGUUUCAAGCAAUUUUCGUACGCUUUCGGGAUGGAGUAACUCGAAGACGGUGGAUAUAGGAUGAGGCGACGUAGAGAGAGCCAGUGAAGAUGAUAUUAAGGCAGGGAACUGAUUGAAACGAGGGAAAUGGCGAUUCUCGCGUCCGUUAUUGUAAUGGGUGCUGCGCGUUUGAGUGUGUGGUGCGGAGCUGUGCUGUUCGUGGCUACGACGCUUGUCCGCUCCGAAAUCUCAUGGACACCAGUCUACUUGGGGCAACACAUUCCAGGUCAAGUGGAUCUUUGGACACAAAAGACGAAAGGGUGCCCCUGCAGUUUUAAUUCGUCCAGCAACGAGUGCGCGUGCUGCGUCCCGUCAGGAGGAUGCAGUUGUGGUGCAGCAUCGCCGGACAGAUGCGUUCAGUGCGGACUGGAGGAACACUGCGGCAACAUGUGCAAUAUAACGCUGGACAGCAAGCAGUUGUUCAGCAAAUCGGAUCGUGGCUUCGGGCAAAUAAAGUCGCCACCUCUUGAAGGGCCAUCCAGGUGUACGUAUAGGUUCGUCCCAGACACGGGCCAACGAGUCGAGGUACAAAUCCAUCGACUGAUCGCGAUUGGGCGACAUAACGGCACAGCAUGCGAGGGUGGCUGGCUCCAGCUCGAAGGCGGUGCUCGAGUUUGCGGCCGCGACGAACGUUUCGGUCAACCCGUUGUCCUGUUUUCCGACAAACAGGUCCCUAUUCUCCACAUGCAGAUAAACGAGAACACCACGAGAUCCCAGUUCAUGGCGUACUUUAGCUUCUCGUCCAGAGCAAGCAUGUCCGUUGGCUGGCCAGUGAAAGGCGGGUAUCCAGUGAACAACACAGAAUGCGACUGGGUGUACGAAGACACCGACUGCCACGAUGGAUGCGUACUAGCGAGUCCCGGAUAUCCUGGCCUAUAUCCUCCGAACAUCCGGUGUCUGUACUUAAUUACUUCCGGUCCUCGGAUGUCCAUUGCAAUUAACUUCAGCUCUGUGCUACUCCCGGACAAUCACCGCACAAGCGACUAUAUCGCCGUGUAUUCGGGACCAACAACGUCGAGUCCUCUCCUGAGGAUGCUAUGCUGCAAUGAAACCGAUUCCUUGAAAUACGAUGGACAGAAGCUUCUAGUCGAAUUCAAAACGGGUCCUGAAGUGCCACCAUACAAUUACAACGGUUUCGUUGCGAGUCUAAGUUUCAUCGAAAUAACGACGGAAGCGCCGACGACAGUUACUGCGGACCCCAUCAAUAAAAAUCUGGACACGAUGAAGUCGAUCGGUUACAACGUGCACUACAGCAACCGGGCCCUCCACGAUCACAGAAAGGACCAGGGCUCGGUGACGAGCAGCUGCGACCUGGAGGUCAAUGGCGAGGAUGUUCGUUCGGGUCACCACGACACCAGAGGGAAGCUCAAGUCGACGACGUGCAGACUCGUGCUUCGAGGACGUGCUUAUGACACAGGACACGUUUCGCUGGCCAGUUACAAUCUCAGUGCUCCGUCCUGUCAAUCUUCGAUCGAAAUAUACGACGGGAUUCCCGAAGAAGUGAUGCUUGGCACCAUGAAAUCUCUCAAGAGAAUCUGCAGUCCAGCGCAGAGACUUCCACGAGAAUUCAAGCAACAAGAUACCUACAUCGAACCGAAAAGGUACUCGUCCAACGGCAGAAAUAUGAUGGUCGUUCUGAGACGAGCUACGAAUAGCCCCACCGACGAGGAAUACAUGGACGUCUCCUACUACUUCCACAAUGAACGCGAGGGUGGCACUCAACAACCGGCCAGCGUGUGCAACGUUGAAUAUUACGGAUUGACGUCACGGGUGAAUGGUUCCGUGGUGCAUCCGGAGCCUCACCGAUUAUCCGCCAUGAAGGGGCCUAUAAAGUGCAAGCAACACUUCAUUCCAGCUCGUAAUCAGUCGGUCGUCAUUCGAGUGGAAAGCAGUACGGAACGGAGACCGAACAACACGUGCGAAACCAAGUGCGGGGACAGCGGCUGUCAGUGCGACAGCAGUGAAUCCCUCGAGACAAUGGACCACCUUCUACUGGUCUCUGAAACUGGUCACAUCGUCACCUGCCUCUGCGGGAAUUAUCAGGACUGGCUUCCUGUUGGCAUCCGUAGCUGGACACCAGUAUACAUUGAGUGGUCGAGGUCCUCGGAGGGCCUCAAUUUCCGCGCGGCUUACGAGUUUAUCAACGACACUUAUUGCGGUGAUUACACGACUACCAAGCUAGAAGGCGAGGUCAAUGGCGGUGACCUGGCCAGCAGCGGGCUGAAGUUAAAUCAGUACUAUCAGCAAAGAUGCACGUGGAUAUUGCAGUCAUUGACGGAUCGACAGCUCACCAUUGAAGUGAAAUCUACACAGAGCCGACCCUGCACCGCUUGGAAUCUGACGAUACACGAGUACAGCGAGAUUGGCGAUCCAGCUGGUCCAAGGCUGCACACAUUCUGCUCGAGGGACACGCACAAAAAUUUCACUCUUCCCUGGAAGACGAACACAGUCGUCGUUAGAUUACAAGCUCUUGGAAGAACCGCUCCAGAGUAUACGAUGAAGUGGAGAAGUCAAACGGUAAUCGCGAAUACUCACAAGAGUGGACCAUCGCCGGCGCCUAAUCACGUGCGCGAUUCCUCGAGUGGAAACCGAUCACACGAAAUGAUGAUCCUAAUUCUCGCCACGAUACUGCUCGCUCUAACGACCGGUUGUUGAGUAAUGGAGCUUGACAUGUCGUGUCCGUACACGUUCCUGUUCAAUGAGAAACAAACUAUACGAACAAGCCCAAGGUUGGUCUUGUGUGUGUAUCUACACGGUUCUGAUAUCAUAUCGAUGCUCGUGUUUUCUUGCUUGGAUUACUUUUAAUAGUUCACGACAGGAUGAUGAAUUUUGAAAACCAUGGUAACGUUUGGAAACUUCAUUUAAAGUCCAUUGUAUAAUUUUUUCAAAUAAUUAUCUAUUGCCUGGAAGCAGAUAGAGCGAAUCAUAGAAGUGUUGACUUAAAAUGAUUGAUAUGAAUUCUUAGAACACAAUAUUUUGGGCUAUUAAUCUGGACAAGGUUUCAAGCAAAGACAAAAAAAUGUUUAAAACAAAAGUUAAUUUGUUUUGAAUCGGCUACAAAUUUUAGUGUGAAGAAUUUGCAAACGAACUUUUUUUUCCAUAAAAUGUCAAAGUACACUUGACUUAACUUUGCAAUUUUCUAAAUCUUGCUAUAUGAAGGUUCAAAGAAUACCCUUCGUUAUCUGAUAUUUAAGAACAUAAGAAAAAAAAAGAUCAUUUGCUUUUCUUGUUUAUCUUCUGAAUUUUACUAUAAAAUUUUUAUUUGAAUAAAUUCUACGUCCAAUUGUAUAGAGUCCCUUCGUUUAGGCUGACGAAAAAAUUGUCUAAUCACAAAUUCAUCUGAAAUAUAAAGUUAAGGAAAUUUUACAAUCUGCCUAAAUGUAACUAAUGUUAAAUUAUUCAGUUUUUAAAAUCUUUCAAAUAUUUGUAUCGCUUUAUAGUUAAACAUUGACCUUAAGGUAAUCACAUACCUAUAUUUUAAACAAACUUCCAAAAGCUAUCUUAUAAUUCAGCCAGUUAUCCUGUCGCAAUCCUUCAGCGAAGUAAUAAAGGAAGAGUCUAAGAAUUUCAAUUUACUUGACUAAAUAAACGAUAAUCAGGCAAUCAGUUUCUGUGUAAUUCAAGUAAACAGUAUCUGGAUAAUCGAUAUUCAGAUAAUUGUCUUACUACUGUACCUUUCGAUAGAAUUAAUUCGUCCUGACAGAGGAACACGCUAACAAUGCCGAGCAAUUUUAGCGAAAUAUCGGAAUCAUUUUACACAGACACGGGUUGUGAUAGAAUCGCCGGUGACAGAACGUUGAUUUCAAAUUUUAUCUAUAGCGCGGGCAACAGGUUGUUUCUGAAUUGCUCUGCGCAAAUGCAGGUAUCGCUAUGUAUGUCUAUUCUUAUUUACCGAACAAAUAUAUGAACUUUUCAUGAAACAAGUGUAUGUGAAUAUUUGUUAAAAAACAAUGCAAUUUUUUGCGCUAGAGUAUUGUUUGAAUCGGUUGAUCGUUUAUAUGUGAACGUUUUAUUGCACAAUAUACACACUUGGAAACUCAAUAAAACAAUAGACUAGGAUUAAUUGGAACGUUUUUGAUUAUAUAUUUUACCGUGACUUUAUUCUAUGUUCUAUCUGUUUUACAAUAGUCUUCAAUUAAAGCAAAAUUUGUUUUCAUAAAUACUAUCAAAAUAGUUUUUUAGAAGAAUCUCGACAAACGUUUCAAAUUACCUUAUGCCUGGGUCAAUAAAAAGCAAUGCUUGAAAUUAGUUGUUGCAUCUAUGAAUAAAAGAUAAUUAUGUUCAAAGAAUUAUUUUUAUUUCUUAAUAUUCACCUUCAACAGCAUUAUUAAAUGAAUUACGAAUGAGCUAAUAAACAACUACAAUACAUACUAAACAAAAAUUAGAUUCAUUAAAAUCACUAAAAAUGAAACAUGAUUUAAACAAAUUACGUGAAAAAUUCUAUAUGUCGAGUGAAAAAUGUUUCAAUCGACAACGAAACAAUUGUAUGAACUGACCUAACUCCGUUGUUCCAAGUAUUUAAUGUCACAGAAAAAAAGUGGAUAGGUGUUUAACAUUUUAAAAUCAACUGGGAUAUUCAUCGUUAUGAUAAUAUAAAUUUGACAAAAAAAUAACAACAGUUUUGAAUAAAUGAACAAUAUAAAAACAGUUGGAAAACUUAUUUUUCCUGUUCGAAAAGUAAUACAUCCAAAUAAAAAUGUUCUAAGUGUCCAAAUCAUUGAUAAGUACUAAGCGACACGUUUAGACAUGAAAACUGGUCCUUCUUCCACCAACUAUUUUUAAGAUAUUUCACAUAUUUCUAUUGAACCAUGUUUCAAUUAAUCUCAGUCUCCACUGCCCGUUAAACACAGUAACAAUGACUAAAUUGCACUGUAUUUCUGUAGAAUGUAUUCAUAUAGGAAAUUCAGACCUCUAUUAUUCGAUUCGGGCACUAAAUCAUUCACGAAUAUACAAAUAAAAUUAAAUUACAACUUUAUAAUACGUAAUAUAUUGUGCAUUCGUAAUACAGUUAAAUAUUCAGUUAAAAUAGGCGUAAUUGUAAUAUACUUUGAAUUAGCGAACAACAAUAUGUAGAUUUGAUAUUAGUUAUUUAAUUAAUUUACAUAUUAAUUAUAAGUAAUUUAUUUCAAUCACCGCUUGAUUAAAUAACUCAUUUUAAAAUUAUAGUUUGUAUAUUAAUUCUAAACAAAAUUAGACAUUAUUUCAUUCUAUUAUAACACGUUAAGAAAUCAUUACUCUUUUGAGAAUUAAAUUAAAAUUCAUGGACUAGAAGAUCAAUAUUUAUCAUCCGAAUACCAGUUCAUCGAAAAAUCUCGAAGACACCACGCUCAAAAUUAAAUAGUGUCAAGAAAAUUUGUGUUAGACUUUAUCAAAACACGAGCAUCGAACAAUAAUCGAAAAUAAGAGUUCUAGAACGAUUUAACCGAGGCUCAAGGGAUAUUGCUCGAACGUAAAGGUUUCUCGGUCAAAAAUUUCAUGAUGACUUCUCUGGCAAAUUAGCAUAACUACAAAGGACGUAGUCGAUGAGAAUUAACAUCGAAUAAUUGGUAACGAAUCGCAUUUUGGAAUUCAACGCGCUAGUCGGACUACAUAUAUAAAUAUAUAAAUAAUAUAAAAAAUAAAUUAAAGAUAAAUGAGAAGAGAUAUACAUAUAUAUGCUACGAAUCACUCGGUGUAUACCACUCGUUCUAGUCCUAAGAGUCUAAUAGAACAUGUACAUAUUAUACAUACAUAUGCGUAUACAUAAAUCUGUGCAUAGGGUGGAACGUCUAAGUGGAAAUUCGCGAACGCGUCUGUCAUUUUUGAGAGCAUGACAAUCUUCUCCAGAAAACAUCUUUCUAAAAUUUGUAUGAUUUUUGGCAGACUAUAAAGAGGAACCUACAUAGCUUCCAAGUUUCUGUAAUAUUCGUUCCGAAUAACCACAAUGUUAUGUAGUCAAUAUUUUCAAGCAUUUGGAAGAAAUGUUGCCAAAGUUAUUUCGCUUCAAUUUAUUUUCAGGAAUGUUUUCAAAGAGGAAAAACUUUAAUGAUCUUAAGAAUUUCUAAAGAAAUUUAUCAGCAGAAUCUUAAUGUAAUUUUGUUUAAUGUUCUUAGUCGUUACAAAAAAAUAAUAUGAAAGAAGUAAGAGAGUUCGAUUAUUUAAAAAUUUCUAAACAACUGGUAAUGAACAAUCUUGAUGUAAUCUUCUUCCUAUUACACUAGUUAUUUAAAAGAAAAUUAUACUAAAGUUAUUUUACUAGUGUUCAUUCUUUAAGGGUCCCUAAAAAGAAAAAAAAAAUGUAAUACCUCACGAGUUUUUGGAAACAUGAUUCAAAGCAUUCGUGAUACAAUCUUAUCAAUAUUCCUGUUCCUUCAAACAAAAAUAAUACAACAAUUUUUUUACUAUGCUGGUUGUUCUGUAAGGACUAUGAAAGUGAAAAUAAUUUUAAUACCUUUAUAAUUUCUGAAUAAAUAAUCCUGAGGAAACUUGAUACAAUCUUCGGUUUAAUAUUCGCAUUCUUCCAUAUCAAAAUUAUUUAUUUAAAUGAUAUGUAUUGUCUCCAAGGGCCUCGAGUAGAAAAGAGCUCUUCUAGCUUUCAAAUUCCUAAAUAAAUAAUCUUGAGCAACAUAGACAUCGUCUUCCGUUUAAUGUUCACAUUCUUUCAAUGAGAAACAUUACCGAUACUAUUUCAUCAAUAUCUACUCUCACAAAGGACCUCAAAUAGGAUAGGACUCUGCAAGCUUUAAGAUUCGUAAACGAUGAUCUGUAACAUUUCUACUCAUUCAUUCCCCCUAAAAUGAACACGAAAAUAAACACCCAAGUGAAUGUGCAUCUCGAGCGUUACUUCUUAGACUUCCUAUCCUGUGUGUAUAAAUAUACAUAUAGCGAGUAUAAAUUACGAAAAAUGGAAAAAAAAAUACGAAACAGAAUGGAAAACGCGAUGCACGGAUUUGAAGUAGCGAGAACCACACACGUCACCUCUCUCACGCAAAUGCCAAAAGUAAACGUGUAAUAAGUUAUAUUCGAUAAGAGCUCUUUGUACAUACGUGGUAAGGGCGGUUAGGAUUUGUACAGAGUAUCACGAACUACGUUAAGUCGACGGGAUUCAUUGUAAAUUCUGCGGUAAUUCAUUGUAACGAGGCGCGAUUCCGAGGAUGAAUACAGAUUGUAUUUUAACGAAUGAGCUUCGAGUGCCCCAAGGGGCUUCUCGAUUAAUUGUUACACCGAACUUCCGGAAGUUCGUUGGGAAAGUCUCUUCUUCCACGUACAGGAUGUUUCCUCGUAACUUGAUGAAACA
Messenger RNA from Hylaeus anthracinus, 8014 nucleotides. RefSeq lists its product as uncharacterized. Bases 826 to 3393 code for a protein of 855 amino acids. The transcript is spliced from 17 exons. NCBI's taxonomy places the organism in Eukaryota, Metazoa, Arthropoda, Insecta, Hymenoptera, Colletidae. The record is from RefSeq and is a predicted model, not a curated record. Gene Ontology annotation, cellular component: plasma membrane.